GCGCACCGGCGGGCGCUUAUUUUAGAUGUUUUCACUUUCGGAGCGACAGUUGUGUUCUCUCCUUCGGCAUCGGUCGCGUCCCUGUUUCUUGUGCGAGUUGAGCGGCGAUUUUUGUUUCCACUGACAAAAAGACGGGGAGAAUGAAUAGCGAUGCUGCAAAGCCUGCUUCGGACGCUUUUGUGAAGAAAUCUCUGGUGUGCUUCAUUCAGCAGGAGACGAACGAAGAUGCGGCAGACAUGAUUGACGAAAUUCUGCUGGCCUACGUCGUGGGUAUUCUGGAAUCGGACAUUGCCGAGGAAGGAUUUGAUGUCUUGGAGUUCAAGGAAAUGCUCUCCGCUUACAUCCCAAGCUUCGACUCAAUAUCGGACACAAAGAUAUCGUCUUGGGUGGGGCUACUCUCUGGAAAAGUCGGAAAACACACUGAAACUAAAAGAACAACCGAAAGCCUGCUCAUUUCACCAAUCAUCUCUCCGGAGAGCAAAGCGUCCAACAAGUCAACACCCCGAUCCCGAAACACGAGUCAGUCAGAAGAGGACAUUGGCAAGCCAAACCGCAUUGCCGUCUGUGAUGAAUCUGAACUGUGCGAUGGUACGACCUUCCGCACGCUCUGCGAGAUGUUCCCGGCGGCUUGUGCACUCGAGGUUCGGCGCUGCCUCAUGGUCGCCGGCGGUGACACAGAGGCUGCCGCGCAACUGCUGCUUCAACGCGAUGCAGCGGUGGAGACGUUGCUCUCUGGACCUGCGCACGGCUCGGCAAAUCCGCGCAGAGAUAAUUCGGCGCUCCCGCUUGGCGACAAGGAGCUCAGGGAACAGAUCUUGACGAGAUAUGGCUACAUCGACCAAGAUGAAGAUGAAAAAGAACAUAGGCCUGUUGCACCAAAGACUGAACCAAAGAAGCUCAUCCGUUACCGGGACAACAAGAUUGUCAGCGUCAAGGGCGAGAAGUAUUCGGAAGUCAAGCGGGAGGAGAGCGACGACAUGAAGCGAACCUACGUGACUCUAAAGCCGGCCCGGCAAUAUAGGUUCCAUUAGGGUUACACAUUUCUCAUUCGCUUGACACUCGCGCACGCUGCUUAGUAGUACGAUGACCAUGUGACCAAUCGGUGCUGCCCCUGCUUUUGCCGCUGCCACCAUCAACGAUGCUAGCGUGCUCGCUAGAGGUCCACGCUUGCACGCUCGCUGUUUCUGUGCAAGGCAAAUCCGUCUGGUCAGAAACAUACGGAUCGGAGGAGUUGUCUGCUAUGGCUGAAGCAGGUGAUUCGUCCGUUUCUGAUCAGAUAGAGCAGAUGGCAGUGCACCUUCGCAGACAGCACAGAUGGGGACGAACUGUGUAUGCGGAUAUCGUCUAAUGCAUAGAUGAAGUAAGCGGAUUGCCCUCUGCUCUGUCUGUGCAGUAACGGGUAGGCCGUCUGCUACAGUCCUAGCAGAAUCAUUGCUGUCUGUUUCAUUUGUGCAGGAGCAGAAGUCUGUGCUAUCUGCACAGAUGUACUGUGACCUGUUCCAUUUGUGUCGUCUGUUAACACACAAACUGUCUGUUUAUAAUGCACAGAUGGGGCUGACGGCAGUGCGUCUAGCACGGACUUCUUUUCUACAAGACAGAAGCAGAUGAACGACCUUUUUCCACACAGAUGGAACAGACGUGAAUCUGACCGUUGGGUCAGAAAUGGACAACUUUUCUGAAGCGUCUGUUUCUGUCUAGCACUGCUGCUCUUUUGACUUAAUGUGUUCUACAUAGCCGUGGAGCCUCCUACUCCACGUGAUCUUGCUGCCCUAGUUUUACUUGAAGGGACAUAAAGUCAUCCUGUGCAAAGCCUGCACCACUUGAAGCAAAUGGUGAGGUGCAGCUACUACAAUCUUGUACUGGCAAAACAAAUUGCCAAGUGCAUUUCCUCCUGAACCUGUUUCAGAAUUACUGACGAAACAAAGGCAGUUCACAUUGCACUUCGCGAGUGCACUAUUGGGAGAGUAAGUGUAGACUUUGUGCUGCAAGUGCCAGAACAAGAGCAGUUCUGAACAAGGCUUUACCAGUUGCAACCACAGGAACGUUCAAUUUCAUUUGAAGUUAACUUUGACUUCAGGUUUAUAGACACAGUUGCACAGCCAUACAAUGCCACCGGUGAAGAAAAGCGCUUGCUUAAAUGAUUACCUGUAAAUCGGUCUAAGCCUUUUCAAGAAUGCAAAAAUUUUAAUUACCUCACAUUUAGAUAAGCACGGGUUUGAAACCUUGCCUUUAAGAAGCCUGUUUGAUGAAGAUUUUUUUUUAAAUCUUCCCAAUAACAAUGAGAGAUGGUGAAAUUCCCAUCUUGCUUGUGGUCGAAGUUCUCCGACGAUGAUACUAAUCCUGCUUGGGCACGCUCUUCGCUAUGCUGGAAACGCGUUUGUUACUUGUUAUCAACUCUCUGAUCAUGAAGAAACAAGCGAACAAUCAGCUACUCGGUCUCAAUGGCAUGUAAAUAUUACGUGAACAAAAAAAAUGUGUGCUUGUGUGUUGUGAGGACUUCCCUGCUCACCAAAAACAACCUCGUGUUCCCCGUUGACGCACGCUACCAAACUUCUUGCACCCGUUCUGUGGUCCCACUAUUUUUUCAACCGGUGUAGCAUCUUUGUUGUCUUUACGUUGGAAACUGAAUUAUUAUGCAAAUACCGGUGCAUCACGAAGCACGUGUGCGAACAAAGCAGCACUGUCAAUGUAACUGUUGCAAAAAAGCAGCGCCGAUGAUGCCGGCGUUUAAUCAUUAUUCAUAACACUAUGAUAAAUGAUCUCUUGAUCUACGUCAAUAAUUGCAAGCUACCUGGAAAUGUGCGACGAGCUGAACUGGAUUAUUAGCCUAAUGCAAGCAGUAGCAGUCAGCUGGCUUCACAUAGCUGCUGAAGAUUUUGAGUGGUUUCGCAUAGAAUUUCUCUGAAGGUCCAGCCUAGACGAGGAGCUUUUGGUUUUAACAUUCCUUUUCUAUGUAAGUUGUUUUGUGAAAUUUUUGCAUAAACGGCUGCACACCAAACUUCUUCCGGUGUGGAACUGGUUCAGAUUGGCUGUUUCAGGAAGCGUAGAGAUAAGUGUGGCAUUAGAGUUGUUUUUUGACAGUGGUUUUGGCACAUGGUGACCUACAUAAAAACCUGUUUUGUCUAAAGACCAACAUGUGGAGAACUAUAAGGUGGGCUAGUUGGUGUUGAUUCAUCUUCAAAAGUGCGCUUUGUGAACACAGGCACAAACGAAAAAAUAUAAGACCUGAGGUAAUGAGCGUAAUUGUGCUCUUUUGAAGAUGAGCCAACACGUGGCUCGCGGCGAAACGAAAAAGUGCUUGCAACCUAAAAGUCUUUUAUGACCAAUUUCAGUGCAAGGCAAGCCAUUGGCCUGUUUAGGUUUGAAGAGUUGAAAAAGGGAGUAAGUAAACACUUUGCGGUGGUCAUCGAGACCGCGACAUAUGCGUAAGUUAGUCACAGUCGUGACAUUCUUCGUGCAUUUUUAAAGGAAAGCUUUCUUUUUGGCCAGUGCAGAUGUGUAAAUUUGUCCCGUUCAGGUUUGUUUCUCACAUUGGAAGAUGUAAGAUGAAUCUUUGCUACUUCGUUUUUUCAAUACUAGACAUUUCACAUUAGUCAUCAUGGAUGAUGAGUGUGCUACGCUGAACUGGCACUUUGCACUUCACGGAAUGUUCGAUGUUAGCACAGCACGUGCAGUGUGCUAAGCCACAUGCUAAGCCGUGUGCUUAGCUCAGAAUUUAGAAUUUCUUUUGGUGUAAAGCUCUGUUCGCUCUCACGAUUGGGACAGUGCUCACGAAAUGAAACGCGGCAAUUUAGGGCUGUGUAAUGCACCUGCCCUCAUUUCCGCUGUCUUAAAUUCAUGUCACCUCAAUGUGACGUUGGCUCGUAGACUUACAUCACAGCUGACAUCACCUUUUGUGCCCAGAUCCAUAGGUACAUAAUGUCGUUAUCUAGGAACAAUCGUGCAUACUAGUUGCUACGCUUAAACUUUUGAUGUCAUGUUUCAUUUCGUGUGCACUGAUCAUAUUCUUUGUCAUCAGCCCUCUAACUUACCUGAACCUAAUAGUAAUCAACUUCUUUCUGUAACAGAAUUUCUCAUUGUGUUGAGUUUCAAAGUUGCGGAUCUCAGUUUUACUGCUAUCCGAAUUCCACUGAUGUACCUAUUUUGUCUGACUUGCCUACAAGUGUCAUUAGCUGUAUAGUAGUUACACUGUAUAUUACCUUCAUUUUGCAUCUUCUCACUGCGUCUGUAUAUGUUGCAAUAUCUUUAUUAUUAUUUUUAAUUUACGGAGUCUUGCUUCUCGAGUGGUGCAACCCAAAAGAAGCAGCUAGUGUUACGUCCGUUGAGAGGCGACAAUGCAAUACAAGACGGUGUGUGUCAGCCAACGUAAAUUUGCUCGACAAAGCGUUUAUUUUUUUAACGCAUAGGUUGACGAGAUAAAUGUGGCAGCCGCAUUGUAACAAAGCAAUAUGACGUUACCUCGUUGCAUUCCAAUCAAAUUGUGAUGAUCGGAGCUUGUAUGCAGUUGGGUCUUUUGCUGUUUUGUCGAAGUGCGCUGUUGCUGCGUGGCUCGACGCGUGGGGUUUCAAGUUGUGCCAGGAAUGCAACGGGACGCGCUGCUGUUGUCAGUGAAAUACUAGGCGGUCACAUAAUUGACGCAGAGAUAAUAGAUGUUAGUAUUAGAAACAAUGGACCCAGAGAUAACCAAUGUUACUGCGCUGUGUACAAAACAGUUGGAAUGCAGUCAUGCUUCUGGCUGCCUAAGAUGUUACUUGGUUCUGCUAGGCUUCUAUUAAAGUACGCAAGUCAGUGUUGGUAAUUUGAUGAGAAACAUGACAAGUUUAGAUAGUCUUAAGUACUAUUCUUAAUGUCAAAUUCUUUCUUUUAGAAGUUUUUGCACCUUGCUAUGUACUUCACCCCAAAUUUUAUGCCAUAGGGAGCAAUUGUGCUUCUCUUGGUUGGCUACUUUAAACAUACUAGAGAGCUUGUUGUUCAGUUUUAUAAGAGUUCACCGAAUCGUCUUGUGUAGGAAGAUACUCUUGAGGUCAUGUACAGUUUUAAGAAAUUGGGGUUGUGUUCCUUGCUUGCAUUCCUACUGUCAACUCUCCAUCAUGUGAGGCACUUUAGAGCUAUAGUUUCUGUUUUGAUAAUAUACGUCCUGAAGUAACAAAAACAUUUUUAAAAGAUACCACAUUGUGAGCAAGUCAUCAUCGCAGCUACUUUUUGCUGCAACUUGGCAAAAAAAAGAAAAGUUACCAACACUGACACAAGCUACUUGUAUCUGCUAACACUAAAGCAACGCAUACGUACAGUCUACCACAAAAGUUUACGGGGCACAGCAUUUGCAUUGUGGGUUAAUUCCUGCAAAGCCUAGGCACAUAGCGUCAAAUUCAACGUUCCAGUCUGAAGUAACUUUAUGGAGGGAAAAGCGACUCUUUCCACUGCGCUUUUACAAAGCACAAAGUCACAUUUGUUGAGGGAGCUGUGCCCCGUAAACUGUGUGGUUGCCUGAACACUUGCAGAAGUCAACAUGUAUGCGACGAUGUUCUAAACGACAAACCUGCCUGUGCUGUUUACCUGAACUUGAGAAGGUGUCUCUCACGUUUUGAUGAUGCUGCUUCAUAGCUUCCAGUCUUUUUAGUAGAGUGCUGUGUAGCUUGUUAGUUGUGCAUACUUUUUUUAUGCAAGUGUUUUAAAACAUUAACAUGAACAAAAUGUAGUCAUUGCUUUUGCAACACUCAUUUCUCGAGUUAUUUUAAGAUGAAGCUUCACGUCAGGAUGUUAUGUAAAUUAUAUGGGAACGUGAAAAUUGUGUUGCACGGCACCCACUGUACCAAAUUUGAUUGACCUUGUUUCAUUUUGUAAAAAGCUAUAUUCUAGUGUCUGAAAGAAACGGAUUUUUAAUUUAGGUCAUCAGGUUGUCUAGAAAAAUGAUUUAAUACUGCAAAUUGAGUAAAACUGAGGAAUAACGUUUACAGCUGCGUAACUCGGCAACCUAUCAAGCUGAAUGAGGAUAAACGAGAUCAAUUAUGCGCUGCUCUCCAAUGUACCAUGAAAUUGUGAGGACGUUUGUAAUGGCUUCAUUAAGGUGGGGUGAGACUUUGUUUCAUCAAAAAAUUCGAUCUUGAGAUUUUGCAACUAUCUGAUAGAGAAUUUCUUUAUCUUUCAGAAAAUUUAUCACACUUGAGUACUCGCAUUUUCAAAAAUAAUUUCUGGUCCUUUUCCUUCAGCACAUUGAAAGCAAAUGUGGGUGUACCUUGAUGUGGUCUCUUUGUUUUUCUCAGAAACAUUUUUGGAGGUUUGUGUAUCUUUUUUCGGGAACUAGAGGGUAUAAGCAAACGGAAGUUCUGCCCAUAUGUUAACUAGUGACAUUUACAUAACUGGAACUAGAAUCAGUAGCCUAGGUGUAUGUGUAUUUUUUUAGUAUGAACAAAAAAACAUUCAGAAGUAGCAAUUUUCAUACAUCGACAGACGUAAAAAAAUGUUACAAAUAUAGUUUCUAUUGUACGCACACAAUUUCAGUUCCACUUCUGUAAAGCGUUAGCUGUUACCUUUGCACAAAAUUGCAAUGAUCUGCAAUUAGCAGUUUUAAGAAAAAAGGUACAUACGUAGAAAAAGUAAGAAAACAAAAAUAAAAAACACUAAAUACGAUUUGAGACCAAUUUUGAGCUCCACUGCAACCUGUGUCUAUCUUCAAAAUUCUUUGCAAAUCUUAUAGCCAUAGCUUUUAUUACCACUACUGUACAGCCAAAUUUUGAAACUCAUUUUCAAAAUCUCACCCCACCUUAAGACAAUAACAUUCGCACAUAAGCUGUAUAUCUCAUUUGUCCGCUUUACAUACAGCAGAUGAAGUUCACAGAACAGCAGUAUCUGUUUAUUGUGCAGACUCAAAAAUUUCUAAUUGUUUCGUCUUAAAUUAUUGUUUUUGAACUUCACAAACUUCAACAAGCUUUGUAAUAUUUACAAGGGUAUAAACCAAAUUUCUGUUUUUGACAGCAAGUAUGUUCUUUCUCUUGACAAAUUUUCUUCAAGUAGGUCCAGCGGUUGUUCGUUGAUGCUACUUUUCACACGAAUUUGAAUAGAGAAGUCGAAUUUGGCUACAGUAAACUAAAACGUACAGGCAGUACACUGACAACACUGCCUUAUCGCAAGGUACGCUCGAAAUGCUGUUCGUAGUGGUUACGUUGUCAUCGCCAACUGUUGAAAGUGUCUAUAGUUGGUCACAACCUAAGAAAAAAUGUAGGCUCAGCCCAAAGAACCACGGCGCUUGCCAUACACCUGAAAGACAAUCGUGCUAGCUGGUUUCCGCUCGAACCGUAAGUACUUUUUCUUGGCUAUCGUAAAUACUAGGCAUAUGAAUAGUUAAAGAUUUGUCGUUACUACCUAAAACAUUACGUUUGGUUGAGCAGUAAUGUCAGAAUCCCUGACGAAAUUUACUAGGACAUUCAUGUUUCCGACAUGAAAUCAGCGACACAAAUGUGUGUUUGUAUGGGAAAGUCAACUAUGUGAAAUACUUGUUGCAGGAAAAUGAGUAAGUGCUAUUGGAUGGAGCACUUACUUAUGCACUUUGGGAGGGACAGUGAUGGCUGCGGGUGGACAGGACCUGCUGACAUUUCUUUGUUUAGGUUGUAACUGACUGUAGCAAGCUGCUGCACCAGACAACUGUAGCGGAGUGUACGUUUCGUCAGAUGCCAGGCGUACAUUUCAGACUGGGCAGGCUACUCCACGACGAGCUUUCAAUAGUUUAGCGGCUGCAGCGCUGCCUCUUCGUGCAGCACGGAAUGUGUCGGGUGUAAUUGCACCAUUCAAAAGUUCUAGUACACACCAUCCUGGUGCCUGUGUGAAGCUUCUUCUCAAAUCAAGGGAUGGUGUACAGGGCAUUGCUCACGGUGUACAGGCGAUUGUGUUGCUGCGUGGACUUCUCGGUGUUGGUUCAUUUUCGUUUCUUUCCUUCUCCGUCACUUCUCCAAAGAGUUGUACAUAAUUGUGCUUGUGAUGUGCAUAAAAUAAAUGUGUCUGUAUUUAUGGAA
Molecule: messenger RNA, 8009 nt
Organism: Rhipicephalus sanguineus (brown dog tick)
Lineage: Eukaryota; Metazoa; Arthropoda; Arachnida; Ixodida; Ixodidae
Product: CUE domain-containing protein 2
Exons: 8
Coding region: 141-1031 (296 amino acids)
Source: RefSeq, a predicted model, not a curated record